Paramormyrops kingsleyae is the source of this 3895-nucleotide messenger RNA. Its product is annotated as ras association domain-containing protein 2-like. The record is from RefSeq and is a predicted model, not a curated record. Gene Ontology annotation, biological process: signal transduction; positive regulation of protein kinase activity; regulation of non-canonical NF-kappaB signal transduction. Gene Ontology annotation, cellular component: cytoplasm; nucleus. Lineage: Eukaryota; Metazoa; Chordata; Actinopteri; Osteoglossiformes; Mormyridae.
CUGCAAAAGAAGGGAGGAAGUCUCACUGAGUGUUGGCUUCCGGUGUGGGCUAUUGCAAGAGGAAGGGCUGCAUCGUUGGUCGUGGGGGGAGUGGGGGGGUCAGUUUCGUGACUCGUCCGUCCUUAUAAAUCUGGAGCUCGUUCGGGCUGUGGGUCCUCCGCUGUCCCCCACGCCAGGGCUUGACCGCGUUCUCGCGGACCGCCUUGCCAGCCGCGUGCCCUUACUCCCUUUCCCGUGCUGCACCUGCUUCCGGCCCCUUUCCGAUGCGUAGGAUCCCUUCCUGAACGUCUCACCCAUGCUCUUCCAGCUCUGUGAGGAUGGGCGACGAGCAAGAAGAUGUUCAGAUCGGGGAAAACAAAUAUAUCAGCAAGAGCACAUUGUUGUCACACCUGAAGACGUACAAUCUGUACUACGAGGGGCAGAACCUUCAGCUCAGACACAGAGAGGAGGAGGGGGAAUUGAUUGUGGAGGGGUUGCUCAACAUCUAUUGGGGUUUGAGGCGGCCAAUCAGGCUUCAGAUGCAGGAUGACAACGAGCGGAUCAGGCCGCCUCCUUCUUCUACAUCCUGGCACUCAGGUUGCAACCUGGACGCACAGAGCAGUAAGGAUGGCUCCAAGCAGGCGCCCCCUACCAUCGAGGUGACGUCGUGCGAUGACCAGUUGAACAGCCCCACGAUGAAGGAGGAAAAUGCAGGAGAAGAUGAUGACAGUUCCUCCCAGCUGCUGAGGACCAAAAGUGAUGCUGGGGUGUUUAGGAGGGGCAAUCGCCGGUCGCCUAGUGACCAGCGGAAAAUCAGGCGGAACAGAUUUUCUAUCAACGGCCAUUACUACAACCACAAGACGGCUGUCUUCACCCCCGCCUACGGCUCGGUGACCAACGUUCGCAUCAACAGUUGCAUGAAGACACCCCAGGUUCUCCGGGUCCUGCUCAACAAGUUCAAGAUCGAGAACAGUCCCGACGACUUUGCUCUCUAUCUGGUCCACACCAGCGGUGAGCGCGGGAAGUUGAAGAGGUCGGAUCACCCUCUGUCGGUUCGAGUUCUGGAGGGCCCAUGUGAACAGGUCAGCCGGAUCUUCCUCAUGGAGCAGGACCUCGGGGAAGAAGUCACCUACGAUGUGGCACAGUACAUCAAAUUUGAGAUGCCCGUUCUGCAGAGUUUCAUCACCAAGCUGAAAGAGGAAGAGGACAGAGAAGUGCAGAAACUUAGGACCAGGUACAGCACUCUGAGAUGCAUUAUUGAAAAGCAGUUGCAGUGUUUACCCGAGGGCACCACCUGUAUUUGAAUGCCCACAGGACAUAAAAUCCCAUUAUUUCCAGGUUUUAAUUUGCGUUCCCACUUCCCCAGCCUCCCCUAUGUCCAUGUCUGAUGUUACGACCCUUGUAUGUCCAGGGUUGCUAGGAUGUAAGCAAAAACAAUGCACAAGUGCUUCUAAACAAUUAAUUUUGCACAAGCACAAACACAUAAUAUCUUAAUUAUGCUUGUGGUGUUUGAUAACAUAUGACUUCAGGGUGAGUUGACGCCAAAACAACCAACAAAACACGGCUUAGUAGCAAGAGACGCAAAUGAACUAAAGCUAUAUAAAGCUAAAAUAAACAUACAACUCACCUCCCUGACUCCUUGGAGAACUUACAUAAAACAAAAACAAACAUAGAGCUCAUCUUCCCGGCUGGCUCCCUGCAGAAAACCAGGACAACAAAACAAAACAGGCACCACAGGAGAACAAAACAUCAUAUGAACGAAAAGUGACGCAAAACAAAGGGUCAUAGGAAAAUAAACCAAAAUCCAUGAAUCCAAUCCAAAGUCAAAAUCUAAACCAAAAUCUAAGCUGAAAGAAAAGUCGCAAUCUCGAUGUUCCACCCAAAUCAAUGACCAAACCCAGCUCUCUAUCCUCCUAGUCUGUUAUCUUGGGCAACAGCCAGAUCCUUCCUUGAGGGACACAGGACUUCUUUCCAAUGUCUUGAAAGGCCGUUAGCUCGUAAGAUGUGAAAAGUUUGUCCGGUCAAGGCCCCACAACCAGGAGUCCUAACACCGAGGGCUGCAACCCUAUUCCAUCCGAGGGCUGCAACCCUAUUCCAUCCUGACUAUGUCUAUGAACCGCAAUGUGCUCCCAUGCAGCGAUAAGUGAGGAAACCCAUCAUGUUAAAUGCAAGUUCUUUUCCUGUGGACAGUAAAGCAACAAGCUCAUCCAUCUGGAAGACAGCCCUUGGCGUUACAAUAAAUUUUGGAGCUGAUCUGAGCUUGAGCCACUGAACCGGUGGUGCAUUGGGAGUCACUGAACCUAAAGUUUCAUUUAUUCUCCUAUUAAACAUGUUGAAAACUUGCACUUACAGAGACCGUUACUCUGCUGUGGGAAUAAUGUAAUCUUCCUCUGAACUGCUUCCCUACGGCCCAGGAGAUGGAUUUCUCAGUAUUUCACUCACUGUCUUGAAAGAGGGCAGUGAAGCUCCGACUUGCCCUACCUCUCUUAGCAGAAAUCUCCUUACAUUCGAUCUAUUGGCAUCAUGCAUCUGUGUGUUUGUGCGUGAUCAUACCUCCGCUGGAGUAGGAGAUUGUAAAAGCACAAUUCCUAACAUGUUCUCACACCUACCAGCUGUGAUUGGACUCUCCCUGAAGAAGUCUUUCCCUUGAAGAAAGUGACAGAAAGUUAAUGGUACUUCCACAUUCCCUGAAAGGCUGAUGUCAAGUCAUUUCUGGCUGUGUACCUCCUUGUAUUUGAAUAAAUCUGAGCAUAUGUGUGCUUGUCUGUUUGUACAAUGUAGGGAGACUUCCAGAUGGCAUUUUUUGGGGCAAAAGCAGGACUGAAUAUCCAUUUCUCAAAUCAGUUCAUAUUUUGGUAUCUAUUUUAGUUUAACUCAUAAAUAAUACUCUGUAACUGAGUUGUUGGUUAUUGAAACCAUAUUACAGUGUAAUAUCUAGCACUCCAGACAUGUUGAACUGCAUUUAUUUUAGUUGAAUAACAUAAAUCAAACUUUAUAACGGUAAUAGUGAAAUUGUGUUAUUCUGGCUUUAAAAAUUAAAAAUGUGUUAUUUGAACUGGUCAUUUAUUAAUCUAUAUUUGAUUACAGUUGAACAGUGGAGUAAGCAAGGGACUGGUUUCAUCCUUGCGUCUGUUUUCAAUGCCCACUAAUCCAGGAGAAGGUCACACUGAGCCUAUAACCCUGAGCAGGAAGUAGGGGUGCCUUCACCAUUAUGGGCAAGUCAGAGACAAUUCACAGGUAAACAUGGGGAGAACUUGCAAACUGCACAUGCAUGGAACCUGAACUGGGGAUGAAAACUACAGCCCUGGAAGUGUGUGGCAGGACAUGGAAACUGUUUUCAGUCAAAUUUACUACUCAUUGAAUAUUUUCUAAAAAUGGUUAAAUGAUCACAUAUAGCCGAUUUCUAUAAUGACAGGUUGAAUUCUCCUAAACUAAUACUAAAUCAGUUUAGCAUGUUACAGGAGGGUGAUUGAUGUGACAUUAUUUUAAACAUGAUUCGGCAAAGUCACCAGGUUAGCACAGCUUAAUGAGAAGCUCAGCUACAAAAGUAUUGGCACAGAGGUUUGUCGCUCAGUGCCAGGGCUGAAAAAUCCUAUCUUAAAUCCUAGCUUAAAUCCUAGCUUAGAUUACCGUUUUUGGGAUCUUUCAAAAGGGUGUUGUUCAUUUUUUUCAAAGGUCUGACAUCCCAGUACAGCUUCAAAUGGUUGUAUGUGUGUAUUUUUGUGGACUUGGUAUGUAAUCUCAUGCCACUUUAUGUUGGAGUUGGAUCAUUUAAAAUGUGAAAUCAUCAUUAUGUGUGUUUAAAGACCAGGGAUAUCUUUGUGGAAACUCUUGAUUAUAAAUGUGUAUGCAGCAUACUGAAAUUGGCUUUGUUUGAUGGAAGAUGAUUAUUUAAUAAAAAAAAUCUUGGAUUUUC